AUGGAGCUUAGCGUGAGACUACCGAGCGACGUCUUUGUGCUUCCCAGCCCACUGUAUGGUGCUGCAGACAGUAGCGAUGCUUUCGACACGCCUCCCGCUUACGUCGCUUCAUCCUCCUCCACGCCAUCAGCCUCUUCAUCUUCCCACUACACGCUAGCAACGUAUAUCCAACUCAAAGUCCCAUCAUUGGCAUCGGGAUCCUAUGGCUUGGCAUCGCUGUGUGCCAAGUUGGUAGCCAGCGAGUCGCUCAUGUACAACAACGGUGGAUUCGAGCAGAGCUUUCCCAUCGAACUCACCUCCAACACCCUUCGACAACCCUGCACACUGCAGCCUGGACAUACGUACGACUUUGUAGCCCACAUUGCAUGUCCUCGCAACCUGCCUCCCAGCGUUCAACUCCAAGACGCUCGCCUGAGAUACAAAGUUCGUGCCACCGCCAAGAUCACCCCAACAAAGGGCCGGUUUGGAUUGGCGAAGACGCUUACAGCCGAGAGGGAGGUGACUGUGGCUCAGGCUGCUCCCGAAGAGGCGUUUGACUUUUCGCAUGUCAAGUACGUCUCGAUCGACGGGCUCGGCUCAACAUGCAUCUCGGUCCCUCCCUCCCCCUGCAAGAUCGGCGAACCCACACAGCUAUGCCUCACACUCCCGAAUCAACAAGCAAGAGACAGUAUCGAAGAUGUACAGAUGGAGCUCGUCCAACAGACCCAAAUCUGCAAAAGGUCAAGAUCAUCUACAUACACGCAGACCAAACCUACCCUCGCCUCGAAGCUGCAUACACAACAACCACCCACCCAGAACGAGGUCACUUCUGAAAAGGGCGGCAGUGCGCAGGAUAACGUCUUGGAAGCCCAGUUCAGCAUCCCAACAGACGCUCAACCCUCGACACUCGUCGGCAGCACAGCCGUGAUCAAUGUCUCGCAUCGCAUGCAGAUGUCCAUCAACUUCAAGCACACCCCGCACAAGUUUGUAUGCUCCUGGCCCGUCACCCUCGCCCAUCCACACGCAGUACGCAGCUCCACAAUCGACCCCCUCCCACCCUACUCCAAACACACCCUUCCCACACACCUCCCCCUUCCCUCAUUGCAAACUCUGUAA
Messenger RNA from Moesziomyces antarcticus, 1095 nucleotides. RefSeq lists its product as uncharacterized. The transcript has a single exon. The record is from RefSeq and is a predicted model, not a curated record. The coding region runs from base 1 to 1095 and encodes 364 amino acids. NCBI's taxonomy places the organism in Eukaryota, Fungi, Basidiomycota, Ustilaginomycetes, Ustilaginales, Ustilaginaceae.